Molecule: messenger RNA, 1260 nt
Organism: Melitaea cinxia (Glanville fritillary)
Lineage: Eukaryota; Metazoa; Arthropoda; Insecta; Lepidoptera; Nymphalidae
Exons: 2
Coding region: 1-1260 (419 amino acids)
Source: RefSeq, a predicted model, not a curated record
AUGGAGAACGGUGCAAAAACUGUUGUUGAACUGCAAGACAUCUUAAGUGAGAAACAAUUGGAACAUAUUCUCAGCAAGACAGCUAAACUAGGAGCUAAAAUUGUUGGCUAUGAUCUCAAAUCAGCUUCGGAAGGUAUUGCUGGAUUCCUUGGGGAUCACUUAAGGCUGACACUUUAUGUAAAAGAGGAUUCAGUCAAGAAGAUACAUUUGUUUAUAAAAACUUUACCUAUGAAUAAUCAACCAAAGGUGGACAUGAUCAUGGAAAACAAUUUUUACACAAGAGAAGCUUUACUUUAUCAACUUUUCGAUGAUAUCGAUGACGCUGAAGAUUCCAACCCCUGGCGACCAAAAGCUUAUAUCUAUAGUGACAAAAUGUUGGUAAUGCCCGACCUUUCUGUAGAAGGAUAUAAGUCAUUUCCUGUUGCGGAAUAUUUCGACACAGACCACAUUAUGAUUACUGCGACAUCCGUUGCUCGCUUCCACGCAGCCUUCGCCAACUACGCGACAAAGAGAACCAUCAAUGAGAAUAAACCCUACAACUUCCUCGAGGAAUACGGCCAUCUCAUGAAAUCAUCAAUAUUUGUCGACCUGCAAUGGUCACGGGUUACUGGUAAAGUAUCUAGCGAUUUACUGAAGGAAUUUUCUACAAAUAUCAAAAAUUACCCAGCUGAUCUAGCAGAACGGUUUGCUAAGUUAUGCCAAAAGGCUAAUAUGAGUUUGAAAGAAUAUGAUAAUACUUUAAACGUUAUUGUUCAUAAGGACCUCUGGUUCAACAACAUCUUGUUACGUUACGAUUCCGGAAACAAACCCACCAAUGCUAUUUUAUUAGACUAUCAGUGCAUGCAGUAUGGUCCACCAGCCUUCGACAUAAUGUUACUAAUCCACUUAACAACUACUAGAAGCUACCGAGAGCGUCACGAAAGCGAAGUGCUCCGUCGUUAUUAUACAGUCUUCUCAGAAUCGGUAGAUGAUGAUACGAAGCAGAGACUGGCUGCACUGAAUUAUGAUUUCGAUCAUUUCCUAGUCUGGUGCGAGAAGGCUCGAAUGUUUGCGAUGCUGUACACAGCAUUCUUAUUUCCUUACAUUCUAAUGGAUCCACUCCAAGCUCAGAAGACUUUCGACGAUCCAGAAACUUUUCAGGACCUUUUAUUAGUAGAUCGAUCGCCGCCAGUAAUUGAACAUGCGAAAGUGAAUGACGUUUAUAGAAACAAACAGUUGGAUAUAAAUGAAGAAAUAUUUGAAAAAUAUAUCCUAGGCUAG